This is a messenger RNA of Suillus clintonianus, 2431 nucleotides long. Its product is annotated as FYVE-domain-containing protein. The transcript has 9 exons. Gene Ontology annotation, molecular function: metal ion binding. The record is from RefSeq and is a predicted model, not a curated record. The annotation marks the transcript as partial. NCBI's taxonomy places the organism in Eukaryota, Fungi, Basidiomycota, Agaricomycetes, Boletales, Suillaceae.
GUCAAUGCGGCUUCCAAAGGACACUUGCCUAUUGUGAUAUAUCUACUUACAAAGCAAGGUGCAAAUCCUCUUGUCCGGAAUAAUUGGGGUGAGACUGCAUAUGACGCUGCUGCUGCCGUGUUCGAGGUAUGGAUCUGUGAGGUCCUGCAAAAAUCAGAAGCGGAGCGAUGGCGUAGAACAACUGCCCCAUAUAACCCUCUCGCAGUGCACACGACCAUCCCAUUGAUCCUUUAUGAGAACCAGCGCCUGGACACACGGCUGAAAACGUUGGCAGUGUCUGGUGGGAAGCCAAAGUUCUCACCCUCUGGCCUUGGUAGGCCGGGUCGGCGUGCACCGUUCGAGUUGAAACUGCCUUCCCCGAACGACGGGGGCGCGAAACUAGUUGCUGCCUGGCGUAGCGGUGUCCAGCUUCCACUGACCGAAGAUCCUUGGACAUUACCAGAAACAAGCUCCAGGGAUAGACCCGCCAUGGAUGGCACUGAAAGAAGUCACUUUUGGCUGUCUGAUUGGACAUUGGAUGUUACGCACCCUGGUGUUGAUGUAGAGGCAGGCUGGCAAUAUGCACAGGACUUUUCCUUGCCUGAUGAAACCUGGACUGCCGAACCGCCCCCUCAGCUUCAGCGUUUGCUGAGCGGGAGUGGACUCAUGACAGCUAGCUUAGGCAGUCCUUCCAGAAGCCACAGCCGCGCAAGCAGCAGUAGCUCAGCGACCUCUGUAUCCGUGGCCGCACGCGCUCCAACGUGGGUAAGACGCAGACGCUGGGUCCGCGUGAUGCGUCGUAGGCUUGACGUCCCCCCUCUGCCGUUCCAGGAGCCGGAUGGUGCCAUGUACCAUCUUGAACUCGACGGCUCUCUCAUCCCAUUCAUUCAGGUCGACGAGAGUGAGUUUGCAGAAGGCGAAGGACAGGAGCUCGGAACGAUGACGUCCACAAGACUGUCAUCCGCCCAGGACUAUGUCUCCCGUGCUCGGUACCUAGUCGGAACACAGCGGGAUGUUGCCACCAGCGGGGAGACUUUAUCUGCUGUCGAAGCAAGGCGUGCCAUUGCCAAACUUGAACGUGCAACUACUGAACUGCGACAAGGCAUUCUUAGUGAUGAUGAUGCGGAACGAAAAACUCAGGCUGAAGUCCUGCUCAAUGCCUACAGCAGAGAGCUCGAGCGUCGCCGACUCGCAGCUGGCAAUCAAAGAUUACUCAUCUCGGGCGAAGAUGACGAUUAUGUGGAAGAUGACGACGACGAUGAAGAAGAGUUCCGCUAUCCUGGCUAUACGCCUCUAGGCACGUCUGUCCGCUCAGCUUCUACGGAGCACCUUUCCCGUUCUGUUUCUCGUGCACCUACGGAUUUGACUUCUCACCUCUCUCAAGCACCUGAGUUCCGCGUCCCCACCCAUGAAGCACCUCAGAAAGUUCUAAGUCCAAGGUGGACUGCCCCGACACCUCACCAAGUCCAUGCGCAAUGGGAAAGAGACGAUAUGGUCUCUAAUUGUAAUGAUUGUCGGCGGCGGUUCGGAUUUCUUUUACGAAGACAUUGUCGCAAGUGUGGUCGGAUUUUUUGUGAUCGUUGCUCUUCUCAUCGAGCACUCCUCGAUCCAUCCGACAUUGUUCGCGACCCUGUGUUCCCGGAAUCCGCGGCAUCCUCCUCAACUCAGCGCGUCUGCCAGGGAUGUUACGAUGAGAUCAAUGCCCGUGUCCCUACCAGAUUCUCGGGCUCCACCUCGUCCGCCAUGGAAAGAAUUGUGAUCGAUCAAAGAAGGCUCAUGAUCCCUGGACAGCUCCAUAGGCGGGAGUCUAGUUCGCAACUAAGCGACCUUGCAGAGUGCCCUGUGUGCAGCACUAGCCUUGCGGACCUUGGACUACCGGCAGAACAAGAAGCCCAUGUGAAGAAUUGCCUAGAAGGAGAUGCUGGAACCUCACCUCAAGCUGCUAAGUAUCUUGUGUACAAGUUACCUGGCGAGAGCGCACUUCUGGGUGUCGAAUGUGUCAUCUGCUUAGAGGAGUUUACAGAGGGCGCACUUGUAGCGAGGCUCAGCUGCUUCUGUAGUUUCCACAAUGCUUGCUUGUCCUCGUGGUUGCAGAGAGGCAGAAGCUGUCCCGUUCACGCGCGUUAGAAGAAACAUGCAUAGGCCUUCCAUACCUAGUUCUGCUGAUCGAAUACUCUUGGAUCACAUGCACACUUUCUCUAACACGUCACAUAAUAACGACUACAAGUAAAAUAGUGCACAUCCUCACAUAUUAUAUGGUAUUACAUAUUAUGCUAUGCAUGUCAAUCACCAUCCCUGGGUUCGAAGAAGGUGCUGUAUCGCGCUCUGCUCUCGUCGACCCGUAUAACACUAGAGAGUUCUUCAUAGUCCGGUUCGAUAAUGUCUUGACCUUUGACACCGUCAUCCUGGUCAUCUUCAAACCACAUUGACGGGUCUUCGUCAUCUUCAUCGU